Messenger RNA from Prorocentrum cordatum, 531 nucleotides. NCBI's taxonomy places the organism in Eukaryota, Dinophyceae, Prorocentrales, Prorocentraceae. The record is from the annotation of a GenBank genome assembly.
AUGGCUCCGACAUCAACAUCAAUGAAACGGAUGGGCACUACUCUGCGGUAUUCCCCUGGCCAGAUCAUCGGAGGUGACGGGUUGGCUCACACUUGCCCGCCGAGCCGGUGUGUGACAUAUUUCUUGGAGGGGCUGCUCCUCCUGGCGCCGCUGGCGAAGCAGCCGCUGUCCAUCCGGCUGAAGGGCGUUACCAACGGUGGGCCCGACGUCUCGUGUGACACCUUCCGGACAGCCACGUUACCGCUGCUGGCCAAGUUCGGCAUCAGCGAGCAGCUCGUAUUCAAGAUUCAGAAGCGUGGUGCUCCUCCGCUUGGCGGUGGUGAGGUAGUUUUCAGCUGCCCCACGCUGAAGGGCAUACAGCCUCUGGAGCUCCUGGACGAGGGGAAGGCCGUUGGGGCCCAGACCACAGACCUUCUCAUGCCCUUCGGUGGAUCGACUCUUUCCUCGGCGGCGCGCCGAAGGGGGGGGGGGGGGGAAGGUCGAGGGGGGCUCGCAGAGGCCCCCCCUGGCAUUCCAAAGACUGCCUCGUAA